Molecule: messenger RNA, 1059 nt
Organism: Aspergillus vadensis CBS 113365
Lineage: Eukaryota; Fungi; Ascomycota; Eurotiomycetes; Eurotiales; Aspergillaceae
Product: inositol-pentakisphosphate 2-kinase
Exons: 2
Coding region: 1-1059 (352 amino acids)
Biological process (GO): inositol phosphate biosynthetic process
Cellular component (GO): nucleus
Molecular function (GO): inositol-1,3,4,5,6-pentakisphosphate 2-kinase activity; ATP binding
Source: RefSeq, a predicted model, not a curated record
AUGACAAAGCCCAAUCUACUAGAGCUCCCAGUAGGAGCUCGGCUCGCUUACCUCGCGGAAGGCGGCGCCAAUGUCAUCUAUCGAAUCCUCGCUCCAGCAGAGAUGGACUUUGAUGGAAGAAAUGACCUCCCUGCGACAGUUUCCAACUCACUACCUAGCACAAUGGGUACAUUCCAAGUGCCUGCCAAGUUUAAGGGUAAAUUGCUUCGACUCCGCAAGGAUACGAGUGCAGGCAUCUCUUAUCAGGAGAUUGCACGCAAUUUUGACAGAUGCAUUCGUCCUCUUUUCAAACCAGAAGAGCUCGUUGAUCAGGAGCUCGUUCAUCUCCCCAGAGGGCUUGUUCAAGGGUGCAAUGAACAGCUACAGGUAGCAGAGCGAAGCGGCCAGCGUCCAAAACGACGCCAAGGGGUGUACCUCUCUACGGUGGAGCCGUUUGGGCUACUCAUAACAGACAUGACUACAUUCAGCAUUCCCGGAACGACUCUCUCAGAGUUGAAACCUAAAUGGCUAAUUCAAUCCCCCUCUGCACCCCCGAACUCCCGGAGAUGUCGAACCUGCGCACUCCGCGAUAUGAAGAAUCAAAAAGCACGCAAGAAGGGAUUGGCGGAAGAACAAUCAUUUUGCCCCCUCGACCUGGUAUCUGACAGAUUCGACAAUGUCCUCCGUGCGGCCCAAUUUGUCAAGGGAUGCAAAGACCAGGCACGGCUGGCAAAGGUACUUUAUCGAAAUGGAACGCUGCAGAGGCUCCUGACACAUCAGAAAGCCUUACAGGAUGUGGGGCUUUACGGUCCACCGCCAAGUUCGCGCGAAAAGUCGCUUGCGAUGACGCUGCGAGACUGUACCAUGUUCAUAAGGAUGCCACGCGACGAUUCCGGUCGUGUGGAGAUCAGGCUGGGGGAUUUGGACCUCAAAACCGGGGCUGGCGGGAAAGCCAAGUACUGGCUGGACCUGGAGCACCAAUUGAUCGUGGAGGACUGGUACGCAGGGGCCAAGAACAACGUAUCGGAGAGCGAGUGCGCUCAGCAGAGUCCACGGGCGCAUUCACAGUCUUCGAUAUAG